AUGAACCACACAAUUGAAAAAAAACUCAACCACUACAAACCUAAAGUUCACUAUCUCUUGUUUCAGACUUUUUGCGUGGUGUCGAAGCGUUUCCGAAAGAACUAUAUUCACCGGUUCACGGCCACCAGGUCGUUGUUCUGGUACUCCCCGUGGUCUCCGGUCCGAAGAGCUUGCGUCUACCUCUCCACCAACCAGUACUUCGAUUACUUCGUCAUGGCUACCAUACUGCUCAACUGUGUCUUCCUCGCCAUGUCGGAGACUAUCGAAGAGGCUGAGUACAUUUUCCUGGCGAUCUACACGGCGGAGAUGAUAAUUAAGUGUAUAGCUAAGGGUUUCAUAUUAAAUAAGUACACAUACCUACGGAAUCCGUGGAAUUGGUUGGAUUUCGUCGUCAUCACGUCAGGGUACGCCACCAUCGGCAUGGAGGUGGGCAACCUGGCUGGUCUGCGGACCUUUAGAGUGCUAAGAGCAUUGAAGACUGUUUCUAUAAUGCCGGGUCUAAAAACUAUCAUCAACGCGCUGCUGCACUCGUUCAAGCAGCUCGCAGAAGUAAUGACGCUGACCAUCUUCUGUCUGAUGGUGUUUGCGCUGUUCGCGCUGCAGGUCUACAUGGGGGAACUCAGGAAUAAAUGCGUGAAGAACCUCGUCAUUCCACCUGGAGAGAACUUCACUGAUGAAGCGUGGUCAGCGUGGAUUCAAGAGCCAUCAAACUGGAUGGUGAAUGCGGACGAGGUGCCUAUAAUCUGUGGCAACCUGACAGGGGCCCGGCAUUGCCCCCCAGAGUGGACCUGUCUUUGUGUGGGCCCCAACCCUAACCAUGGGUACACCAACUUCGACAACUUCCUAUGGUCCAUGCUCACCACAUUCCAGCUUAUCACCCUCGAUUAUUGGGAGAAUGUAUAUAAUAUGGUACUGUCAUCGUGCGGUCCGAUGUCGGUGUCAUUCUUCACAGUAGUGGUAUUCUUCGGAUCGUUCUACCUCAUCAACCUGAUGCUCGCCGUCGUGGCCCUCAGUUAUGAAGAGGAGUCGCAGAUCACACAGGAGGAAAGGAAGAAAGACCUGAAUGAGCAUCGCGACGAUUCCACCUUCAGCUUCGAUCCAACGUCGCUGGCGGUUCGGACGCUCGCCAAGGACUCAAGAAAGCGCAUAGACGCGCGUAAAGGCCUACUAUUGGCCUCUUAUUCACGAAAACGGACAAGAAGACGUAAACGGGGCAGAAGUGCUAUUCAUCAUGCAGCUGCAGUUGCUGCUGUUGCUGAUGACGCGGGCAAGCGGUCCCGGUCGCGGUCUCGCUCGCGGUCCGUGACCCCGAGCGCAUCACCCCCGCCGCUGCCGGCGCCGCAGCCCCCGCCCCCGCCCCACACUCUGCACCCAGACAAUGCAUUAGGUCGAGGUGCUCUAAGUGCAGCGGGUCGUCAAUUAAGUGAUCACAGUAACAACAGGGAGUCUUCCCUUGAUGACUCGGGUGUGGUGGAUGACCACGAUGAUGGAGAGCAUACAUCUGACGACCAAGCACCACAUCCACACCCUAGGAGACAUCUACUGAUACCUCAACUGCCGCCGCCGCCAAACCACCCACCUACACCGAUGCCAAUGCCGAUGCAGACCCCCAUGCAGAUGCCAAUGCCAAUGCAGAUACAGAUGCCAAUGCCUAUGCCUAUGCCAACUCCAAUGCCUACACCAAUGAUGCCCAUGCCCAUGCCUCAAAUUCAACAGGUUUCUCAAGACAGCCAAACACAAGAAUCAAAACACAAACACGCAACAAAAAUUGAAAAACCUGCUUUAAAACCAAAAAAGCCAACAAAAAGCAUACAGGACAAGUACCCGUUAAACCCGGACUACCUCAACCAGAUCGUCGUGCUAGGGGCGGACUGGCCAUACAAGCGCGCGCCCGACCUCCCGCAAGCGGAGACGACGAAAAUUAAUGAGCUCAGUUUAUUGGCAGCCACGCACAAAACUCAUAUGGGCAAUUACGAGCAAAAUUGCACUUACUUCACAGAUGAGCUCGUGGAUAGAAACUGUGAAUGUUGCGUGUCUUGCUGUAUAGACUAUGAAGGCUGGCUCCAGUUCCAGAACUGUUUAUAUGGGAUUGUAAAAGAUCCCUUGUUUGAGUUGUUCAUUACAACUUGUAUUGUUCUUAAUACACUCUUCCUUGCGCUGGAGCAUCAUGGGAUGAGUGAGAACGUUAGAUCGGCCUUAGAUAUAGGAAAUAAGGUGUUCACGUCGAUAUUUACAUUGGAAUGUAUAAUGAAAGUGAUGGCGAUGAGUAAAGACUUCUUUGCGUGUGGUUGGAAUAUAUUCGACUUGAUUAUAGUGUCAGCAAGCCUUCUAGAUCUUAUAUUCGAGCUCGUCGAUGGCCUAUCUGUGUUGCGAGGUCUUCGUUUGUUACGAGUGUUAAAAUUAGCUCAAUCAUGGACUACAAUGAAAGUGUUAUUGAGUAUUAUAAUAUCGACAAUCGGUGCUCUUGGUAAUUUGACGUUCGUGUUAGUGAUAGUUAUAUACAUAUUUGCUGUGAUCGGUAUGCAACUAUUCUCCAAGUCCUACACACCGGACAAGUUCGACCCGGAUCCAGUACCCAGGUGGAACUUCAACGACUUCUUCCACUCGUUCAUGAUGAUAUUCCGGAUACUUUGCGGCGAGUGGAUCGAGCCUCUGUGGGACUGUAUGCGCGCGGAGCAGGAGACAGGGGCAGAGAGUUGCUUCUUCAUAUUCUUGCCCGCGCUCGUUAUGGGCAACUUUAUGGUGCUCAACCUCUUCCUUGCCUUGCUGCUCAACAGCUUCAAUAGUGAGGAACUUAAGAAUAAGAAGGAGGAAGUUGGUGAAGAUUCAAAAUUAGCUAAAAGUUUCGAUAGAAUACGUUCUAUAGUAAGAAAAAAAGGUUUCCUUAUAUCGAGAAGUAAAGAGACUGACAAAAAAUCUAAGUUAGAAGAGCUAGUUAACGAAUUUAUGACACAACAACGCGCUAUAAAGGAGAAGAAGGCGUCAAUACCGAGUGAGCAGAGGUACUCAGCAUCCAUACAGGAGACCAUCCUGUUCCCACACGACAAUAUUUAUAGUCAUAGUUAUCAAGAAGCAUUAAAUAGGCCAAUAUCAGUGGGUUCCGACUUCGCGUACCCACAUCUUUACCAAGCUACCAACAACUUUAACCACGGUAGUCAAGAAACUUUAAAAGACGUGCGUGACUUGGCGGCCGAACAUAAAAUCACUAGCAUUAGGGAAGAUUCCAAGGAAAAUCUUGAAGAUACAUCGCCUACAGAACAAGUUGCUGUUCAAAGGUUAUUGAACCAAGUAUCCUCUGGCUAUCACACGCAGCCAUCUGAUUCAAGAGAUGAGAACGAACAUUAUGAAAUGGCCCAGUUGUCGAGUAGAACAACGCCAGAAAAACCGAAGAGGCAACCCAGGGAACUACCACCAUCGAACAACUUAAGUAAGGAACCAGUCAAAGGAAGCAAUGAAGAAGACAUGAAGCGUCCGUGGCAAACUUUAGUCUCAUAUGUAGAUGAAUUAACCGUAGGUGGGAGAAAAAACUCACAGGGUCAAUAUAUUGAUGCGAUGGGAAACUUCCCCGGAUUUGGGAAACAGAAAGAGCCGAAAGUACCCGAAAAUUGUUUCCCUCGCCAAUGUUACGAUGCGAGUACUUGUUGGGAUGCAUGUAUUGAAACCAACUUGGGUCAGCGUUGGAUGUUUCUCCGGACCUAUAUCCUGCGGUAUGUAGACACUCCAGCCUUCGAGUGGUUCGUAUUGGUGCUCAUCUUUGCAUCAAGCAUCACGCUCUGCUUCGAAGACAUUCACCUCGAGAAAAACAAACCGUUGAAGAAAAUCCUAUACUGGACCAACUUGGGGUUCUGUAUGAUCUUCAUUAUCGAGAUGUUUCUCAAGUGGAUUGCGUUGGGGUUCUUCAGAUAUUUCACCAGUUUCUGGACUCUAUUAGAUUUUACUAUAGUAUUUGUUUCAGUAUUCAGUUUGUUAAUAGAAGAAAAUGAAAACUUAAAAGUGUUAAGAUCGUUAAGAACUUUACGUGCGUUGAGGCCAUUGCGAGCAAUAUCGCGCUGGCAGGGAAUGCGUAUCGUGGUGAACGCGUUAAUGUAUGCGAUACCCAGUAUCUUCAACGUAUUGUUAGUGUGUUUAGUAUUCUGGUUAAUAUUUUCUAUCAUGGGUGUUCAAUUUUUUGGUGGAAAAUUUUAUAAGUGUGUCGAUGAUGAAGGCGAAUUACUACCAUUAGAGAUAGUGAACGAUAAAUGGGAGUGUUAUUAUAAUAACUUCACUUGGAUCAAUUCAAAAAUAUCGUUCGACCACGUGGGCAUAGCCUACUUGGCAUUAUUUCAAGUUGCCACGUUCGAAGGCUGGAUGGAAGUGAUGGCCGAUGCAGUCGACGCACGAGGUGUUGAUUUGCAGCCAGCGAGAGAAGCUAACAUCUACGCUUAUAUUUAUUUUGUCAUAUUCAUCGUAUGCGGUUCAUUCUUCACCCUUAAUCUGUUCAUAGGAGUAAUUAUAGAUAACUUUAAUAUGCUCAAGAAGAAGUACGAAGGCGGAGUUUUAGAAAUGUUUCUUACUGAGAGUCAAAAGCAUUACUAUACAGCAAUGAAGAAACUUGGUAGAAAAAAGCCCCAGAAAGUAAUAAAGAGGCCAAGGAAUCAGUUCUUAGCAAUGUUCUACGAUCUCUCAAAUUCUAGAAGAUUUGAGAUCGCAAUUUUCGUUUUAAUAUUCCUAAAUAUGCUCACUAUGGGCAUAGAACAUUAUGAUCAACCGCAUUCCGUUUUCUUUAUAUUAGAAGUUAGUAAUGCGUUUUUCACAACUGUGUUUGGUUUAGAAGCGAUAGUGAAAAUAGUAGGUCUUCGGUAUCAUUAUUUCACGGUACCAUGGAACGUGUUCGACUUCCUGCUGGUGCUGGCGUCUAUCCUGGGCAUCUUGAUGGAGGACAUCAUGAUCGACCUUCCCAUCUCGCCAACCUUGCUACGAGUCGUACGAGUGUUCAGGAUAGGGAGAAUUUUAAGACUGAUUAAAGCCGCUAAGGGCAUUAGAAAACUACUGUUCGCGCUAGUAGUAUCGCUGCCCGCGCUAUUCAACAUCGGCGCGUUACUAGCUCUCAUCACCUUCAUCUACGCCAUCAUCGGCAUGUCCGUCUUUGGGCACGUCAAGGAGCAAGGAGCGCUCAACGACAUCGUCAACUUUCAAACUUUUGGAAGAAGUAUGCAGUUGCUUUUUCGUUUAAUGACAUCAGCCGGUUGGAACGACGUAUUAGAAUCACUUAUGAUCCAGCCUCCUGAAUGCGAGUUAGGCGAACAUCCCGGCCAGAAUGGCAACUGUGGAAGCCCACUCCUGGCCAUCACGUACUUCACUUCGUUCAUCAUCAUUAGCUACAUGAUUGUCAUCAACAUGUACAUCGCCAUUAUCCUCGAGAAUUUCAAUCAAGCGCAUCAAGAGGAAGAGAUUGGAAUCGUUGAAGAUGAUUUGGAGAUGUUCUAUAUUCGGUGGUCAAAAUACGACCCACACGCAACUCAAUUCAUAAGUUUCGCUCAACUAUCAGACUUUAUAGCUUCCUUAGACCCUCCGCUAGGCAUCUCGAAACCUAAUACAGUGGCUUUAGUCAGUUUUAAUCUGCCAAUAGCUAAAGGCAAUAAGAUUCACUGUUUAGAUAUACUUCAUGCCCUUGUCAAACAUGUGUUGGGGCAUGUCGAAGAGACUGAUACGUUCAGACAGCUUCAAGAACAAAUGGAUAUCAAGUUCAAGAAGCAGUUCCCUACGAGGAAAGAGCUGGAAAUCGUUUCCUCGACGAGGAUAUGGAAGAGAGAGGACAAGGCAGCCCGGACUAUCCAACGGGCGUGGAGAGAUUACGUAAAACGAAAAAAUCGCAGCCCAUCACAAGAAGAAGAGAGUACAAAGUGGUCACCUGGCGGGGGUUGGGGCGGGCGGCUGAGUGCUCUGCUGCACGUGCGGCGCGGCUCGCACGCGUCCAGUCGCAAGUCGUCGCGAGCGUCCGACGCGUCCGACAUCAGCGAGCUGGGGGGCGCCUGGCUCAACCUGCCGCUACUGCUGCUACCAGGGGCCGCGCCCGGGGAACAACCGAGUGGUUCUGAGUCAGCGCCGCCUCGAAGGCGCUCGGCCUACGGAUUGCCAAUCUUCCUGCGGCAUCAGGACGCCAUGGACGAAGAGACCGGCCCGAAACGAGCAGGUUCCCUUCGGCUGAGCUCGCGGCGCAGCUCCAUGCGUCGCGUGACACCGCCGGCGCGCGCGCGCACUCCGUCGCCACACGCCAACAGUGAGGUCAGCAUCCUCGUGACGGAGGCGUCUCCUGACGCAGCUCCAGUGGCCACGUCUGCGCCCCCCGCGCCCCUCACCCCGACUGCGCCCCCCGCGCCCCCGCCCACACUGGUGCGUGUGCUGGUGCACCGAGAGUCGGACGAGCGCCCCAGCUGAUCUCCGACUCCCGAGCUCGAGCCCCGAGCUCCUCCUCCGGACGUUCCCCCAUCGAACGACCCCGAUUGACUUUCCAUCCGGCAGUGCUCCGGCGAAAAUUGUGAUUUUUAAAUUUAAUUAGCCCCGUUCGCGGAUGUCAUUAUGGUGGAUACGUUGAGAUAGAUGACCUCGUUUCUCUAAACCUAGUAAACUUUAGACACGAGAGAUGUAAUUUUGUUAUUUACGGGUAGAAUUUGAAAUGCGCCCAUUUAUCUCAACAAUUAAUAAUUAAUAGAUAGUUAAUACAGUAAUAACUUGAAACUUCCAGAGUCGUUACAAUAAAGUUUUCAUUAGUAUCUCGUCGAAUUCAAUAAAGCUUUACGAUACCGAACUGCGCUAGGACGCGCGCCACGCAAGUUGCAUUACACGCCGGUAGGUAACAUUCGUUUUUAGACGCUUUAAUAGAGUAAUGUUGCUGAAUCCGAUUUCUCUGGAUCGUAGAAAGCUAGGAUUAAUUAACAGAUUCAUAACAAUUACCUUAUUCAAUUAUAGACGUAGAGAACCAAAAAUGUGCCUAGAAAAAUACGUAUAAACACAAUAAUAAUACAUAGAAAUCGGAAGUCUAUACCAAAAAUAAUUAAAAAUCGAAUCUAAGCAUAGCAUGUUGUUAAGGUUUACUACUUUGAAAUACUUACUUCAAACAAUUUUGUGAUAUUUUUUAAAUCAUCAAAGUACGUAUUAAUCUAUUUAUCUUAACUUUAAGAGUUGUAGAGUUCGAUUUUACUGUAGAUGUUGCCUUAUCCACCUUCUACGAACCAGAGUUCGGUAAGACAGCAGUUUGUUUUAUUAAAAUUAUGAAUUUAAGUAGUUCGCUAUUUGAGACCAAGUGUGUCAAGUUUAUAUUGUGUUAAUGUAAAUAGUGUUGUAUAUGAGGAGAAUGACUGAUGUCACCGUGUCAAUAGAAUUGUAAAGAAGCCUAUUAAAUCAGUCUGUACAAAAGAUAAGCAUGAGCAUGAAAGAUAAGUGAAUCAAUAUCAAUAAUAUUGUUUCUAUAAAUAAUACGAGGCAACAUAAUAGUACCUAUGAAAAUAAAUGGGCCUAAAACACUACCCAGAGGAACACCGUUACAACCGCGCUUUUUUGUCAUUUCUACCGUUGAUUUAAGAGUAAAAGAAUAUAAAUUCUGGUGUGAUUUACUUUUCUGUUUGUCCAAAAAUGCAAUUGUUCUAUAUAUUGCAAUAUCUAGGUAUUCCUGUAUUUGAUUGACAUAAUCAAAAGCUUUAGAAGAACUUAAAAAACAAUAUUUGUACGGUAUAUUACUCUAACAUGUCAUGUUUCCUUUUGUAUAGACUGCAAAAGGUGGUUGCAAAGACAUCAAGAGUCAGUUUAGGCUUCUGAAUUAUUGACUACAGUUCAAAUGCCAUAUUAUUGUUGAAAAUUAUUAGAAAUUAAGAUAACAUUUUUGCAAAAUAUUAGUUCUAUGACCAUUAAAAUGGACGGCAUAUUGUUAUGUAUUAUAUUGUAUAAGUAUGUUGCCAUAUUAUUUAAGGAAAAUGUGCUUAACAUAUUUAAUGUAAUAUUGGAAAACCCCUACAUACCUACUUCCUAAUUAAUAUGAUGGCUCUAGACAUAAUGAAACAUGUGUUAAUAGAUACAUAGACAUUUGAGCCAGUAAGAAUUCAGAAUGUUUGGAAAAGACUUUUAGAAACGAUAACACCAUGACCUUAAACUACAUUAAUUAAUAGAAAAAAUACAGAACGUAUUCUUUCGAUAUCAUGACCUUACAAUACAAAUCUAAACUUAUUUCAAACAUCUUAACGUUUUUAUUAUUAAAAAGUAUCUUUUCAAUGAAACAUUAUCUACCUACAGUAGAUUUGACUGCCUUUCCUUUUAUCAUUAGACAUUGUAGACAAUUAAAUUCAAGGUGUUCUAUAGCUUUUGUUAUAACAGGAAUUACAAAUCUAGACGUAGUUAUUUGUUUUUCAAAACACGUCGCCAUUUUCUACGUCUUAAUUCCUAUUUGCUAGUCAAUAUGAUCUCGCUAGAGCUUUAAUCUUUGGCAUGAUAAUUGUUAAGUUGGAGAUUUUAAUCGAAAUAGGAAAAAUAGAAACUGUCAGUCAUUUUAAUACGUUAGUUCAACUCUAACUGACAUUAUAAUUACCUAGCAAUGUUACUGAUUAAUAUUCACUUUUAAUUUCUACAAACAAUUCUGGAUUCAUAUUUACUCUUACAUAUUUCUGGUAUUUUAUCAUACUUAGGAAUGUUAAAGUUCCUAGUAGGUACUUUUGCAAUAACUAAAAAAUAUUCCUCUUCAUGCACAAAUAUGUGGCAAACGAUGGCAUACAGACAAACAUGUACAAAAUGGGCAAAUAUUCGCACAAAUCUCAAUAGAUAUAAUUACGUAGUAAGUCUUGGAGUUACGUACGUUUAAUGUAUUUAUUUAUUGUUAGACGAGUUACGUUGGCUUUGUGAUUUUUGUUUAGUUUGCAAAACGUUUUGUAUGUUUUAUUUUCUACUCGCCUUUUGUAUAAUCUUACUGUAUUAUUGUAUUAUUAAUAUCAUCUUCAGGCGAAGUUAUUAGUUAAUUUAGCCCGUCCACAUGUUCCUUUUGUUAAUUGUUUUAUAGUUGUAACAUUAGCUUCUAAUAAUGUUAACGAGUUGCUAAUAUAGGCGCACCAAGUGCUUUCGAAUUAUAUUUUAGCUGCAUUUAUGUACAAUCGGCCCGAAAAGUGAUCACUUUUUAUUUGUUGGCGAAUUAAUUAGCGCCAUAUAUCACUUUUGGAACCGAUAUUACAACUACGACGAGAAUUUACUUAGGAGAAUCAUAAAACGUUCAAUAAAUAAAGAUGUUGAUGCGGUGGUUUUAAAUAGUUCUAAUAACUAUAGAAUUAGCUUUUUUUCUAAAAGAAAAGUUUAAAAAGAAUUUUAAAAUUUCUCUAGAAGUAUACUUGAGCAGGUACAUUUUUAAUCCCCAAAUAUUUUCCAAUUUAGCAAGGACCAAAACUUCUUUUUGUUCGAAAAAAUUUUCCAUUUACCUACUAAUUAUAUUCUUGACCAACUUUUGAAUUCAUUUUUACUUAGAAUUUUCGAGGCCUGUAUCAGAUUAUGCUAGAGUGUAGAUGCUGACACCUUGUAACAUAUUAGUAUUUAUACCACCUCGCUUUAUGACAAGUUUUACACCAUUUGCUUUAAACCCUUUGAUAUCUCAACAAGCCACACUCACAAUUAAAUAUUUUCAAUUCUAAAAGGAGGAAGCAUGAUAAAAUUGUUCUAAUAGAAUAGAUGAUAUUUCUCAAUAUUGUUCAUUACUAUGUACAUAAUGAAAGAUGCAAUAAUUUUUCAUAAUUUUAUCUAUAGUUAUAUCUUGAAGAGGUUGUUAGUGGUUACUUUUAACUAUAAUUUAUAAUAUGUACAAUGUACAUGUAAAACUAUUGUAGUUAGUGAAAUUGCAAUGUUUAAAGCAUGUGUUGGGCAUGAUUCAAUUUGUGUAACAUAUGUUUAAAUUGUAUGAUAUGUAAAUAAAAACUUUAAAUGAGACCUGCGAAAUAUGAUUUUCUUCCGAGGUACAAAAUAUAAAUUAACCAUGUUGAAAACUAUGAUUAAAUGAAAAUAUAGACA
Messenger RNA from Spodoptera littoralis (African cotton leafworm), 10014 nucleotides. Lineage: Eukaryota; Metazoa; Arthropoda; Insecta; Lepidoptera; Noctuidae. The record is from the annotation of a GenBank genome assembly.